Symbiodinium natans is the source of this 210-nucleotide messenger RNA. The record is from the annotation of a GenBank genome assembly. Lineage: Eukaryota; Dinophyceae; Suessiales; Symbiodiniaceae.
AUGCAGACGGUGAAGCAGAAAGGCUUCGUUGUGAUCUUUAACGAGGUUUACAAUCUCAAGGACUACGUGCGCAAGCACCCAGGUGGUGAAGACAUUCUUCUCAGCGUUUUCGGCAGUGAUGCCACUGUAACCUGUCCGCAGUCAUCGAUGCUACAUUGUUUAGGCACAUCAUGCAGGGAUCAGGGUUACCGGAUCUUACAUUUAUGCUGA